This is a messenger RNA of Andrographis paniculata, 819 nucleotides long. RefSeq names its product ethylene-responsive transcription factor SHINE 3-like. The transcript is spliced from 2 exons. Gene Ontology annotation, molecular function: DNA-binding transcription factor activity; DNA binding. Gene Ontology annotation, biological process: regulation of DNA-templated transcription. Lineage: Eukaryota; Viridiplantae; Streptophyta; Magnoliopsida; Lamiales; Acanthaceae. The record is from RefSeq and is a predicted model, not a curated record. Bases 176 to 769 code for a protein of 197 amino acids.
ACCAAAAUCAGCUGUCUCCCCACCAACUUCAUCAUCUCUUCCACCGACAACAACACCUCUCUCUCUCCACGAAUUUAACCUUAGCUCUCAUCACACAAAUUAAUUCAUAUACAUACAUACAUAUAUAUAUAUAUUGAGAUUGAUAUUGAGAUCAUAUAUGCAUAUCUGAAUAUUGAUGAUGGUACAAUCUAAGAAGUUCAGAGGUGUCAGGCAGCGCCAGUGGGGCUCCUGGGUGUCAGAAAUCCGACACCCUUUACUGAAGAAGAGGAUUUGGCUGGGGACGUUCGAGACGGCGGAGGCGGCGGCGCGGGCGUACGACCAGGCGGCGGUUCUGAUGAGCGGCCAGAACGCCAAGACCAAUUUUCCGGCGAGCCCCGGAGGGAUCAGGGGGGAGGUGUUUUCGCCGGAGCUGCUGGGGGCCAAGCUGAGGAAAUGCUGCAAGAAUCCGGCGCCGUCGAUCACGUGCCUCAGGCUCGACAACGACGAUUCCAACAUCGGGGUGUGGCAGAAGAGGGCGGGCCGCCACUCGGGCUCGCAUUGGGUCAUGAAGGUCGAGCUCAAGAAUAACAGCCACCACCGUCCACGGCGGUUCUCCGGCGGCGGCGGUGGCGAUGAUGAUGAUGAUGAAGAUGAUGAUCACGUGACGACGAUGGAGGAGGAGAAUAAAGUUGCGAUGCAGAUGGUGGAGGAACUGCUCCAUUGGAAUAAUAGCUCCGACCAAGAUCAGUUGUCUCCGCCGCCGCCCGGUAAUAGUAAUGAAAUUAAUUAAUUAAUUAUUAAUUAUAUAUACUUGAUAAUGAGAAUAUAUAUAUAUACAUA